AUGGCAAACUCAACACUUUCUUCCCCACUUCGGGGGAAUUGUCCCGCACCUUUCUUCGAUGCUGCGCAGUUUGGCUUCGGCGGUUCUGUGGAGGGACGGUUCUGUGCCCCCAUUCCCAACUUGGGGGAUUGCUGUCUUCCUUGCCCUGCUACCGACUAUAUAUAUCCUGACGACUUCAAGAAAUGGUAUCGUGCUGCUGAAGCGCUCAACCUAGCUGGCCUUGUGUGCAUGGUCUUUUUGUUGGUGUCUUUUAUAUGUCUACCUGCUGAGCAGACACGUCGACACUAUCUAAGUUACUGUUUGAUUGUCGCUGCGAUGUUCUUGGCCCUUGGAUUCGUCAUCCCUUUCGGUGCAAGACCAGAACAAUGCUACGAUGAAAUCACGCCAAACGACAUGUACUCCAGCCUUACGUGCGCAUUCUCUGGCGCCUUCAUCAUCGCUGGUGGCAUGUCCAUCGCCGUCUGGAUUUUCAUUCGCGCCUUAUCAAUGCACCUUCAGAUCUGUUGGGACGUCAUGCCGGGAAAGAGAUUCUUCUACUGGGCGCAAGGUCUUGGCUGGACUGUUGCAGCAGCCUUCUUUACUGCUACCAUCACUGUGACAGGUGUAUCGUUCCGUUUUGGCGAUGUGUGCCAUGUCAAUGCCGCCCAUUCGCUCGCCGAUUUCUGGGGCCCUCUCCUUGCCAUUGCCGGCGCCGCGACAUUGGUCCAGCUUGCGACUUUCGGUUACUGCAUCAAAGUAUACCUACAGAGCAUGUGGAAUGACGACAAGACCGAAACGCAAAGCAGCAUGGGAUUGCCCUCGUACACCAACAGCGUCAAAACCCGAUCACCGCGUGCGAUCUACCGCCGUGUGCGCAAGGUCGUCUAUCUUCAAUGGCGUGGAAUCACCAUCGUGGUCUUUAUUCUGGUAGAUGUCGUAUUCUUCUCGAUUGUUUUCAUCUGGCUCAACUCGAUCACCGCUCAUGCUACAGACGAUCUCCAGCUUGCGAUGCCUUUCCUGGUUUGCCUGAUAUCGAACCCAGCGGACCACGAGGAAUGCUCGCCUCUCGCGGAGGCGCUGUUUGUGAACAAGUCGACAGUGAUUGCGGUUUUGCUUAUGUUAUCUUUGGCUGGCCUUCAAGUCUUCAUCCUCUUGGUCCGUGGGUCCAUGUUUACAGGAUGGUUAGAUCUGGUCCGAUGCAAGUUUGGCAGCAAGCGGGAGUUUGUGUCUCUCGACGCCCACAAGUACGCAGUUGGCGAACAUCAGUUCGAGCUUUCCCAGGUUCAACCCAGCAUUGCCGCAUACCCAGGCACCCACAGUGCAGACGUUAGCCCGAUAAGUCCGUCGAAAGAGAAGAAUGACAUCGAACCAUACCGACGCUCCGUUACCGCUACACCGGAACACUUUAGUAGAGAAGCCACCCGCGAGUACACAACGCCCAACCUGAGCUUCUCCGCCCCGCGAGCUCCAUCUCAGGCCGUGACACGGGCUGAAUGGGACCCACGCGCAACUCACGCAAGAGGUGGUCUAGGGUUUCAUCCGCCGGUGUAUGAGGAAGAAUACAGGGCAGACAACAAGAUUUGA
Paraphaeosphaeria sporulosa is the source of this 1563-nucleotide messenger RNA. RefSeq lists its product as uncharacterized. Lineage: Eukaryota; Fungi; Ascomycota; Dothideomycetes; Pleosporales; Didymosphaeriaceae. Bases 1 to 1563 code for a protein of 520 amino acids. Gene Ontology annotation, biological process: cell surface receptor signaling pathway. The record is from RefSeq and is a predicted model, not a curated record. The transcript has 3 exons. Gene Ontology annotation, molecular function: transmembrane signaling receptor activity. Gene Ontology annotation, cellular component: membrane.